Molecule: messenger RNA, 3958 nt
Organism: Phalacrocorax carbo (great cormorant)
Lineage: Eukaryota; Metazoa; Chordata; Aves; Suliformes; Phalacrocoracidae
Source: RefSeq, a predicted model, not a curated record
CCUACACCUCCCGUCGCCCCCCGCGGCCGCCCCGCCCGCCCCGCCAUGGCCUCCGCCGGCGGCGCCGAGCCGGAGCGGCCGCACGCGCACCCGCACCCGCACCCGCGGCCCUUCCUCAUCGGCGUCAGCGGCGGCACCGCCAGCGGCAAGUCCACAGUGUGCGAGAAGAUCAUGGAGCUGCUGGGGCAGAACGAGGUGGACCACCGGCAGCGGAAGGUCCUCAUCCUCAGCCAGGACAGCUUCUACAAGGUGCUGACCGCCGAGCAGCAGGCCAAGGCGCUGAAGGGGCAGUACAACUUCGACCACCCGGAUGCUUUUGAUAAUGACUUGAUGCAUACAACCCUGAAAAAUAUUGUUGAGGGCAAAACAGUUGAGGUACCGACCUACGACUUUGUGACCCAUUCUCGGCUUGCCGAGACGACGGUGGUCUAUCCCGCUGACGUUGUUCUCUUUGAGGGGAUCCUGGUUUUCUACAACCAAGACAUUCGGGACAUGUUCCACCUCCGGCUCUUUGUCGACACGGAUUCUGACGUCCGGCUGUCCCGCAGAGUUCUGCGCGAUAUGAAACGUGGGCGGGACCUCGAGCAGAUCCUUACCCAGUACACUACGUUCGUCAAGCCCGCCUUUGAGGAGUUCUGCUUACCGACCAAGAAGUAUGCGGAUGUGAUCAUCCCCCGAGGAGUUGACAACAUGGUUGCUAUAAACCUCAUAGUGCAGCACAUUCAAGACAUCCUAAAUGGAGACAUCUGCAAGUGGCAGCGAGGAGCAAUGAACGGACACGGUCGGACCUACAAGCGCCCGUUCCCUGAACAAACAGAGAGCAGCAGCGCGCUAGCGGCCGGCAAACGCUCCCACCUGGAGUCCAGCAGCCGUCCGCACUAACCCGUCAGAGCUGAAGGAUUUGCCUCUGGUCCAGACCAACACUGAAGACAACUUUGGGAAAGGACUUCAACAGCAUGGUGGGUGCAGUGCCCUGUAAAUCAUCCUAGCAGCGGAGGGGAGACCGGUGCGAGACGUCUCGCAGAGGGGAGCGUUGGCUCCUCUCCCCUCCAAAACCCCUCCCUUUCCUCCUGCGAUGUCAGAGUUGUGUUACUUGAUGAACUGGUUAAAGGCAGUGCUACUUGCCUUUUCUUAAUUUUCAAAAUGAGAUCUAAUGCUGAAGUCUCCCCUGAAAAUUAGGUGCUACCACAUGAUUAGCAAGAUACCCCAUUUCUCUGAUGAUGAUCUUCCUUAGCAGGAAAAUUAUCUGCCUGUUUUUUGGUUUGGGAUUUUUUUUUUUCCCCAAAAGAAAAAAGCCUCUCUAUCCAAGACUAGCUCACACCCUGUUAAUUUUAACAAGCAGGUGCAGUCCUUGCUCUCCUCCACCUCGUUGGCACCUUGAGUUCUGCAUUGCUGUCCUGCUGGCCAGCCUCCUUUUUAGCCUGUAGUAGCAUGUGGGGGCAGAAGGAUUGACUGCUAAAGGAAUCUCUCCCCUGAGACAGAGACAAAAUGGAGGCUGUGUGGGACAAAUGGGAACUGCAGUUCAUUGGGGAGGGGACAGGCCCAAGAAGUUGUGUGAUUCCAGUUCCCUAAUUUAUUCCUUUCUAAGCCUGUUAGCACUGCAUGGUAUUUUUUUUUUUUUUGUACCCAAAUAGUCUCCUUUUCUACAGUUACUGAAUGUGUGAGCUCCAACUGGAUUGAGUUGCUCAUGGAAACAGAAACCUGACCUUGUCAGUAUUAGUGUCUUUUAGGGCAUUUCUGUACUGCUGGUUGCAGAUUCUGCUGGGCAGAAUCCAUCCGCUUCCAGAGCUGGGAGGUAAGAUCAGCAAGGGGGAAAGCCGUGAACUGCGAGAGCCGCCUCCUGAUGGCACAAACAGCUCUGGACACGCUUCUGCCCUCAAACAGGGUCAAAGCACUUGCCUUGCACUCAGGCAGUUUAAACUCAAGAAUGUUGGGUUUUCUAGAGAGAGCAGACAAGCGGCUGGAAGCAUAAGCAGUGACAUCCCAGUUUCUGUAGCUUACCCCAGGUAAGUGAUACCGCAGCAACAUGACGUUUCUGGAAAAAAAUUCCAAAAUGAAGGGCCAGAUGGGCCUUUGAAAAAAUGUUCUUGUGGUAUCCUUCUUGAAUCUGGACAUCCAGCGUAAUUUUAAGAAGGGGAGGGAAUGAACUUUUAAAUAUUUGCUAGUUUUCUAAAACCAGGGUCUGGCUGUGGGUGUGUUACUUUGGCUAAUAAACAAACGACCGAACAGUGAGCAGAGAUGACCUUUUUAUAUAAUAUUUGUGCUACUUGCACUACACCAGCACAAAGGUACAGAAGGGAACGCUUCUGGAGCUGCUCUUACACUCAGCAGUCCUUUCUUCCCCUUAACUCACAAUUAUUAGCUUUAGUUCUGUAUUGGCUGAAGCUUUAGAGAAAAAAAAAACCACCCAACUUAAAAAAAUGCAGUCUGCGCUGCCACCCCUAUUUUUUUCAACACUGGAAAUCGUUAAAGGUUCGUUGUCUAUACGCGAUCUCCGCAGGUCAGUGGUACGCUUCUGUGCUGCUGAGGAGAAAGCCAUGCAUUUCGUAACUGCUGCUGGGUGCUGUUCAGCUCAGGGUGACAGAGUUAGCGUAUGAGCUACCGCACUGAAGCAUUAGCUAUUGGGGCUGAUUAAAGGAGGAGCAAAAUAGUCACUAAAACCUACUUUGAUUGACUGUGGUGUUUGAUCAUACCUUCCUCUGGGGGAGGAGGGAGCUAAAAGCAGCCUCGACUAGCAUGUGCUACAGCAGUAAAAACACCCUGGGCUGUCUACAACUGCUGUUCUUAGUCAGCUUUGGGCUGUAUUGCAAGAUCCUGCUGCUGCAGCCACAUGAAGAAAGAAAGAAAAAAAAUCACCUGUGGUGUAGUUACUGUAACCCUUGUUAUAUUAAAAAUUCCCUGCUGAGCAAUCCCAGUCCUUCGCUUGCACCUUCUCCUACCCUGUGAAUUCCUCUGCUGGUGCAAGCCAGGGCAUGGGCCGAGUUACAAGGUUUUUACCCUGAGCCCGUGUGUACAAGUUAGAGCAGGUUUCUUUGUCAGCAUGCUCAGUUCUACCUUGCUCAGAGUGCCUCUUCCGAUGAGACCUGAGGUGUAACCCUGCAGCCCAGUAAAUACAGUACGGCCAUUGCUGGUAACAGGCCACAGGCUUCACAUGACCACUGCAAGGCCAAAAGGACGCUUCUGGCUUUGGGCGACUUCUUGGCUGGCCUGAAGCUUUGUUUUAGCUUGUUUAGCUCUAACAGCAAUUUAAUGUCUGUUUUAUUUUUGCUUAGCUUCAUAAAAAUUCUGGUUAAGCCAAACGAUUAUACACAGAUCAUAGUAACAAGUCAUUAUUCUAUGGAGAAUGAGCUAUUUAUAAACUUAGCUUAAUGCUGUAAUGUAAUGAAAUAGGGAUGAGAGCAGAGCAUUGACAGUGGGGGCAAAUAAUGCAUUGUUGAGGAAUAUAGUCAUGGGAUUAUUCUGAAGACUGCAGGAGCUGGUAAAGCCCAGUUUUUAGCAGUAACAAAGAAAACAGAGAAGUAUCCAAUAGGUUGGACAGUAUUCAUUUACAGUAACUUGGCGUGACAGGGAAUUGCAGACCAAGAUGCUAGGGAACAUAUUAAAAAAAAAAAAAGUGCAAUGUAGUGCAAGAAGGAAGAAACCAUCAAUGCCAUACUCCCAGGAAGGAGCAAGAAGGACCUCUUGCAGCAUACUCUUCCCAGCAAAGUACCUGGGAUGCUGUCGACUGAAGUCGGCAACCUUCGGACCCUGAGGGGCCGUAGAAGGGUGAAUGUAACUGGGGUAGAGAUUGGGAAUUGUGCUCGUAACAGCUAUAUUACUGUUGAGACCUUUUUUGUAACAGUAUUCUUUUAUUUUCUUUUUCUGUGGUACUUCGAUCUGGACUACUAUCAGUUAUUUGAUCAGACUGUUAAGAUUUUGAUUAUACUGACAAUAAAUUCUUGGCUUUGCAUAAAAGGCA